AUGGAGGAAGGGGAGGGGAAAGCACUCGCAGGUGUGGCUCAUCAGUCCCUCGCCUUCAGAUUCUCAGACGGUGCAGCCCCAAGUCCUGACGUCCGGUUUGUGCCACUCCGGCGGCAAGAGCAGCUUGGGGCCCAGUCGCCAAAGAAGAAGGAGCAGAAGGAAACGUCCGAGAGCCUUUGCGAAAGGCCCGUCUCCCAGCAGCCCUUGGCCCUGAGCGAUGAGGACAACCCCUUGAGCGCCGUCAAGACUGCGCUCUGGGAUCCCCACCAAGAGGGCUGCAUCGUCGUGGCAGACGCCGAGGCUGUCCAGACCUUCAACAUUGGCGGCGGGAAGCUCUCCCGCCAGGUGACUUUGCAUGUGGGGCAGAGGUGCAUGGGAGCGUGUCUGGAUCCUCACCACCGGCAGCAACUGAGCACGGUGGAUGAUGGGCACCUGAAGACGUGGGACCUGCGAACGAGCCGGCUGGCUUUCCGAAAGGACGGUGUUCACCUGUUUGGCGCCAAAGAUGUGGACUACAACCCCAACGUGCCAUAUCAGGUGCUCACCACCGGGGAGGAUGCGUGCCUACGCUUCUGGGAUCUCAGGCAACUGUCCACGUGCUUGCGCAGCUUAUCCGGUGGCCAUCAUCACUGGGUCGUCAAGGCGCGCUUCAAUGCUCACCACGACCAGUUGGUGCUCUCCUGCGGCACUGACUCCAUGCUUUGCCUCUGGCGGGCGACCUCUGUGGCCUCAGCUCCGCUGGGAGGUAAGCGAGGGGAGGAGGCCGCGCGUGCCUCGGACGGACUGGUCCGGAAGUAUGAGGAGCACGAGGACUCAUGUUACAGUUGCUGCUGGAGCUCUUCAGAUGCUUGGGUCUUCGCCUCUGUGUCAUUCGACGGGAAGCUGGUUGUCAAUCGGGUCCCGGACGAGGAGAAGUACCGGAUCCUUAUGUAA
This is a messenger RNA of Symbiodinium sp. CCMP2456, 933 nucleotides long. Lineage: Eukaryota; Dinophyceae; Suessiales; Symbiodiniaceae. The record is from the annotation of a GenBank genome assembly.